AUGGGGGGCACAGAGGCGGCGGGCGGCAGCCAGGGGCCGAGCGGGGCCCGGAAGGCUCUUCCCAGAGAGAUGCAUGGAGUGGGGGCAGGAGAGCUCGGAAAAGUUUUUGUGGAAACACAGACAGAUCGCUCAGAGACCCUGAGGUCUGUCUCAUUUGCUGCUGGGGGGGAAAACAGCAUGUCGGGAUCACAACUUGGAGCUGGGAAUUUUCCAGCUGUAUCCCCGCGGGCGGGAAUACGGUGUGGAACUUGUAACAGCUCAUUGGACAGGGUCACAAAUACGAAUUCUGGGUCUGCAGCUCGAGAGCAGACCAAUUCGUAUGACUCUAAUGAAACCAGAUUUAGUGAAUUGAGACGUGAUUUAUCAGGCUCUGGCUCUCUUCCUGUAACAAAUACAACACAUUCCUCGGCUGCUACCUCCAUUGCAGGGGUGGGUGGUGGGAAUGUGGAGCCUUCCUUCCUGGUCCUUCCUGGCACGGUUCCUAGGAAAGUUUGUUGCUACAGCAACACCUCUGCCAAGAAGAACUUGGAUCUUGGCAGAGUUCCUGGGACAGCUGAUGACACUGACAAUAUUAUCUGUUCCCCUACAUCAGACACAGGAGUGGUGAGAGGGAAAAACAAAAAGCAAUCUAAAUCAGAGGCAAGCCCUCCAUUGCAAUUACCUAAUUGGUCUAGUAUUAAUCAAAAUUUAGAAAAGGAUUUGGAUUCAAAGGAACAACUCCUUGCAUUACCUGUAAGAUACGGUCGUAAUGAUGUAAAUCCACGAUUUGAAUCUCUUUCUCACCAUGAUAUAAAAGAACUCCGCCAAGCUUUGAAAGAGAGUGGGUUCUCUUCUCCUUAUUUUGAUAGUGUGUUGAAAAGUAUAUUUAAUUCUUAUGACUUAGUCCCUGCUGAUUGUCGAUAUGUGGCAUCUCUGAUUUUAACCAAUUCACAAUAUAUUUUAUGGGAAUUACAAUGGAAAAAACUUCUUAGGAAAUUGGUUGAAAGAUAUGAAAAUACUCCUUAUGAGAAUUUAGGUAUUACCUAAUUAGCAGGUGAUCCACCUUUUCAUAGGCCAAAAAACCAAGCGGUGGAAUUGCCUCGGCCUGUACUAACAGAUAUUAAAGAUGCUGCUAGAGAAGCUUUAUUUUCAGUUGAGCCAGCUGGUACCCAUGUAAAUGCGUAUACUACUAUCAGACAAGGUGAAACAGAAUCCUAUGGUUCUUUCCUAGACAGAUUAACCCAAGCAGUUGAAAGACAAUGUCCAGAUGAACCAGUAUGCUCCUAUAUUGUUCAAAACCUUGCUUCUGUAAAUGCUAAUGAUGAAUGUAGAAAAAUUAUUUUAACUUUACCUGAUCAGCCGCCAACUGUUACACAGAUGCUAAUAGCUUGCAGUAGGCUCACCUCUCCACAACAUCUUGCUAAUAUGGAAGUCAAUACUUUUGGAAAGCAAAUUGCAGAAUCUCAAGAAAAGUUAGGAAAAACAUUGGGAGAUAAAUUUGAAAAGUUCCUAGAGGUACAAGAAAAAAUUUGGGGAAAGUCUGUUGGUACUGUACAGUUGGACUCUGAUAAAAAGUCUUGUUGCACAAGCUUUGUCUCCAGUUUGACAGAAGUAUCCAAGAUCCAUGAUUCUACACUACAUGGAUGAUUUGCUCAUCGCAGCUCCAACGCAGACAGAGAUGGAGCAAACCCGUGCUAGUGUUGUUGCUGAAAUCCAAAAUGCUGGACUUGAAAUUUCUACAACAAAAAUCCAAGAAGUUCCACACUGGAAGUAUCUGGGAUGGAAGAUGACUGAAAAAACAAUUACACUGCAGAAGAUACAGCUCCGGACCAGUGUCAACAAUCUGUGCAGGAAUUAAGUGGGUCCCAGCCAAGAACGUCAAACCAUAUCGCACCCCAGAACGUGUUGACGAGUCCAAAACCGAGGAAGCAAGUUACGCAGACAGGAGGCGAACAGAGGGAUCCCGGGUCACGCCUGACGUUCCUUGUUCAUCGGUGGAACCUGCAAACUCUGACUUUCUGUUAUUUUUUCUGUGUGUCAAUUGUUGGUUUUGUAGAGCUGAUUUUUGGAAAAGGCGGGGUUUUUGUUUUGUUAUGUUGUAGAUCCCCUCUAUUGGAAUUUCAAAGGUGAAAUCUUAUUUUAAGAUCAAAAAAAGCAAAAUUCUUAGAUUGAUGGGAGGAUUUUUGCCAAAAGUUAGCUCGUGAAAAGGAUGGAGCAAAAUCAAAUUAUAUGCUGGUGUUGGUGGGUUUUAAUUGCUUCUUGUAGUGCAAAUUUGCCUGUGGAACAACCAAAACCAAAUGUUUGGGUGACCUUAGCCAAGGCAGCAGGCUCAGAUACCAUAUGUUUGUCUAAUUCGGAACCAGAAAAGCCUUUCUCAACCUGUCUGGUCGGUGUCCCAGUAAAGGAUUUGCCUUUGAUCAAAAAGCAAUCUAAUGGUGAGCCUGGUGAAAUUGAUAAUGGGAGCAAUCUUAUAUUGAAUUGGAACAUCUGGGCCAAAGAACUUCCCAAAGCAGUAUCUGAACCACAAGAAUUAGAAAUCCUUGGUUCUUUAACAAUGGAUUUUUGCUUUACAUUUACAGCUAAUGAUUGGCGAUCCUCCAAAGUACAAUGUUACUCCCCAUUAUUUUGCAUACAGAAAUUUAAGUUUUUGGUGUAAUCAUUCAAACAGUUGGGAUGUGCUUUCUGAGGCUGACCAAUAUCCACAACAAUUGCCAAAAGGAUAUUGGUUCAUCUGUGGAGAUAGGGCUUGGCAGGGCAUUCCAUCAUGCCUUGAAGGUGGCUCAUGUAGCAUUGGGAUGCUCACUGUGAUAGCACCAACUGCUAAAGCAGUCAUGAAAAAGAAACACAGGGGAACAAGAGCUGUUCAUCAUUAUGAUGAAAACUGUAGGAGUGAUUUCAUGUCUUGGAGAGCUGCGAAAAGGGUUUCGGCAGGUUUGUUUUUACCCCAACUGGCUUCAGCAGUGGCAUUGAAACAAUUGGAUCGGGUUGGAUAUUGGCUGAGUAAAUAGACUAAUGCCACAUCCACUGCAAUCAGUGAUAUGUUGACCGAUGUUAAUAGUGUUAGGCAUGCUACCCUUCAAAACAGAGCAGCAAUUGAUUUUCUUUUACUGGCACAAGGACAUGGUUGUGAGGAAUUUGAAGGACUAUGUUGUAUGAACCUGUCUGAUCAUUCUGAAUCCAUCCACAAAAGCACACAAAAGCUGAAAGAUUUGACUGCUCAAAUUAAAGAAGAUGGUGAGUCCUGGUUAGAUGAUUUGUUCCAAGAAUGGAGCUUUACACCUUGGCUAAGGGAACUUUAUCAGAUAGGUCUCUAUGAGUUGGGUGUUCUGGUAGUUAUAUUAGUAGUAGUACCUUGCAUACUCCGGUGUGUGCGACAAAUGAUGGACAAAACUAUCAAAGAAGUUUUUAUCAUACAAGAGAGAGAGGUAGGAAAUGGAUGCACAGAGAGCUCUCGGAAUCUUACCGAGAUGGUGGAUGAAGGUAUAGACUUAGAAGAAGGUUUUGAAUUAAGACCUUGGAACCAACAAGACUUUUUUGAACAAUGACUCGUAAUUAUUACCAAGCAUGAUUUAUGCCCUUUGAACAGACUGGACUUUCACAGCAUUAAAUUGCUGUGUUAAAUUGAAUAUAGCAAUGCAAUUGCUGUGUUAAAUUGCAUAUAGCAAUGCUUAGGGCAAGCUGAAGGUGCUUUAAGUAGUUAAUAAGCAUAAAUAAAAGAGCAAGGCUAUGAAAUGCAAGGUAGUAAAAAAUUACACAGUUACAAAGAUUUCUUUUUAGGUGAACCGAGAGGGGGAAUUGUGGGAAUCCCCAGAAUCAGAGGGUUUUGGGAAAGCUGCAAAAGGCAGGCCUCAGAGACAGCAGAACUGUGAUUAGAGAUAAGCAGUAGCCAUGAGAUAGGUCAGACAAAAAAUUAUUUUAAAAGUAGAAAUGCAAGGACGAACAGAACAAUGGUCUGUGUAUUAAUGCUUGUAUAGGAUAACUUCCUAAGCUGCAGAAAAGAUUAUCUAGCAAGAUAUUAGGAAGUUUGAAGUUUCAUAAUGGAGCUCUGUGCAUUGUGUUUUAAGGCUUACAAGCAGGCAAUGUAUUCGAAAUAUGCAAGCAUUGUUUUAACCACAGGUACAUGUGCUUAUAGCGGUUGGAUGGAACCACUGUCAAUAUGCUUCUGCUUUGUGUGAUUGGUCAAAAAAGUUAUAAAGUAAGUUGUAACAUUACGUUCUUUGUCUGCUGCUUGGGAUGCGAGCUACUGGCAUCUUCCCCUUGUCGUAACCAUGUAAUGAGAUGAAAAGUAAACCAGCUCAAGGCACGUUCCACA
Molecule: messenger RNA, 4291 nt
Organism: Haemorhous mexicanus (house finch)
Lineage: Eukaryota; Metazoa; Chordata; Aves; Passeriformes; Fringillidae
Exons: 2
Coding region: 1-1026 (341 amino acids)
Biological process (GO): viral process
Source: RefSeq, a predicted model, not a curated record